AUGCAGGCGGUGAACGACAGCCUCGCCCGGCCGUAUCUCCCACCCACCCUCCGCCUUCGCCAGCGUCGCCAGGAUCAUGAGAAGGAAAUCGCGGCGGGCAGUGAGGAAAAGGGGUUUUUGCCCGGAAAGACAACCGAUCAACCCCUGCCCCACGUGCGCGCGAAACGUGAGGCAUUUGAGCAGCGCAAAGCCAUCGGCCUCGCGCGUUAUACGGAGCUCCACGCCCAACCGGGACCCACCGAGCGAACACAGGACCUUUUUGCGGAAAAGUUUCCAAGCUUUUUAGAUCAAAUCGAAUCCGGAGAGGAUGCCCGUCGCCGCACCGCACGAUCGGCCUCGGAAAGUCGAUCCCACGCACGCGAGGCGGGCGGGGUGAAUGGGCUUUCGUCGUCUUCGCCUCCGCGAAAAGCGGAGGCCACCGCUUUCGGGUUUUUCAGCGUCGAGGAGGAGAAGGCGUACCUCGCGGAUCAGCGCCGUCGCGCCGGGGAGCUGCGGGAGGCGGAGGUGGCCGAAAAGGCCGCCCUUCGCGCCUCCACCACCGCUUUGAAGGCGUUUCAAAAACAGCAGGCGGAGGAACGGUCGCGUCGGAUGCAGGAAGAGAAGGCGGCUGAGCGGGCGGGCGCGCAGCAGCACCUCGCGGAUAUGGCGGCGGAUGAUGCGCAGUAUUUGGAUUAUAUUCGCUCACAAAUCCCGCCGGAUAUGCAUCCCGUGCUGGUCGAAAAGGCCAUGCGGAUGGAUUAA
This is a messenger RNA of Phytomonas sp. EM1, 741 nucleotides long. The record is from the annotation of a GenBank genome assembly. Lineage: Eukaryota; Euglenozoa; Kinetoplastea; Trypanosomatida; Trypanosomatidae.